CUUAUAUUUUUUCAAACUGACCAAUGAGAGAUUUGCUUGGACUCGAAUUCGCCAAUGAGAGCGGGAGGCCGCAAAAAAUUUAAAUCACACCUCGAGGAGGCGGGGGGGUGGAAACGAGAGUGGGGGCUUCGCAGCUCCAGCAGUUCGGUGCAACGUGUUGGGGCGCUGUCGGGUUUAAAGACAUCUGUAUAACAGUCACCAUGUCUACCAAUGAGAAUGCUGGGGCAAUGGCUGCCCGCCUGAACAGAUUCAAGAACAAGGGCAAAGAUUCCAAUGAAAUGAGGCGGCGACGGGUGGAAGUCAAUGUAGAGCUGAGAAAAGCUAAAAAAGAUGACCAAAUGCUUAAAAGGCGAAAUGUAGGCACUUUUCCAGAUGAUGCCACUUCACCUCUGCAAGAAAAUCGGGGUAAUCAGGUUGCUGUCCAUUGGUCAGUUGAAGAAAUUGUUAAAGGCAUUAACAAUACUAAUUUAGAAUUCCAGCUGCAGGCUACUCAGGCUGCCAGGAAACUGCUAUCCCGAGAAAAGCAGCCCCCUAUAGACCAGAUUAUUAGAGCUGGCUUGAUACCAAAAUUUGUGUCCUUUUUGGGAAAAGCAAACUGCAGCCCUAUUCAGUUUGAAGCUGCUUGGGCACUGACCAAUAUUGCUUCCGGCACAUCAGACCAGACAAAAGCUGUAGUAGAGGGUGGAGCAAUUCCUGCCUUUAUAUCUCUACUGGCUUCUCCUCAUACUCACAUUAGUGAGCAAGCUGUAUGGGCUUUGGGGAAUAUUGCAGGUGAUGGCUCUGCUUAUAGAGACUUAGUUAUUAAAUAUGGUGCACUCGACCCACUUUUGGCUCUGCUUGCUGUUCCUGAUCUCUCUUCUAUAUCUAUUGGCUACUUGCGUAACAUAACUUGGACUUUGUCAAACCUCUGCCGUAACAAGAACCCUGCACCACCCAUUGAAGCUGUUGAACAGAUUCUGCCCACUUUAGUUCGCCUACUGCAUUACCAUGACCAUGAAGUUUUGGCAGACACAUGCUGGGCUAUUUCUUAUUUGACUGAUGGGUCAAAUGAUAAAAUUGAAGUAGUGGUCAGAACUGGCCUAGUGCCACAAUUGGUGAAACUGUUAGCCUGUGGGGAAGUUCCAAUAAUGACUCCAUCAUUAAGAGCUAUAGGAAACAUUGUAACAGGUACUGAUGAGCAAACUCAAACUGUAAUAGAUGCUGGAGCACUAGCUGUCUUCCCAAGUCUGCUUAUUCACCCCAAAAACAACAUCCAGAAAGAAGCUGCAUGGACUAUGUCUAACAUAACUGCGGGCCGUCAGGAUCAGAUCCAGAAGGUUGUGGACCACGGGCUUGUUCCAUAUCUUGUUAGCAUCUUAAAAAAGGGAGACUUUAAAUCCCAGAAGGAAGCUAUAUGGGCAGUGACCAACUAUACAAGCGGAGGAACAAUUGGCCAGAUUAUUUACCUUGUCCAGACAGAUGUAUUAGAACCAUUAUUGGAUCUGCUUGUGGUUAAAGACAGCAAAACAGUCCUGGUGAUUCUGGAUGCUAUUACUAAUAUUUUUAUGGCAGCUGAAAAAAUAGGUGAAAUUGAAAAGCUGUGCAUCUUGAUUGAAGAAUGUGGUGGCUUAGACAAAAUUGAAGCUCUACAAUCCCAUGAAAAUGAGCAGGUUUACAAGUCAGCUGCAACUCUGAUUGAAAAAUAUUUUUCAGCAGAGGAGGAAGAUGAGAAUGUUGUUCCAGAGUCUGGUUCUGAUGCAUAUACAUUCCAAAUUCAAGACAGUCCUGAUACCUUCAAGUUUUAAGUCUCUUGACCGUCUUCAGCCUGGUUCCCCCCUACUCCCGCUUUCUGUUCUGUCUCUUACACUGCCUUUUUUUCUAUGUGAAAUGUGAAAUAGCACUUUGUUUCAACUAAAACUACUUGAAGAGAUCAUGGCAGUUGCAUAUGCCAAGUGAACUUGUGUCUUCUACUUAUAUGUCCUUUUUUGUAUUCUGUAAAUUCUCCAGUUCUGAAUCUACUGCCUUUCAGUAGUGGAUGUACCUAGAUUUAGAUUAUAUCCUUACUACAGUUGGCCAGACAGAAAUGGUUUGUGAAUCUUCACUCUCAGUUUGGUUUGCAGAACAGCGUUCAGUAGCAAAAGCAAAUCUCUCGGACUGAUUUUAAAGAAUACUUCUUGAAAUGAAAUAAACUGGUAUUUGAGUAUCA
This is a messenger RNA of Ahaetulla prasina, 2185 nucleotides long. It is a transcript of the gene KPNA2, whose product is annotated as karyopherin subunit alpha 2. Bases 201 to 1784 code for a protein of 527 amino acids. The record is from RefSeq and is a predicted model, not a curated record. Gene Ontology annotation, molecular function: protein binding; nuclear import signal receptor activity. NCBI's taxonomy places the organism in Eukaryota, Metazoa, Chordata, Lepidosauria, Squamata, Colubridae. Gene Ontology annotation, biological process: NLS-bearing protein import into nucleus. Gene Ontology annotation, cellular component: nucleus; cytoplasm. The transcript is spliced from 11 exons.